Messenger RNA from Parus major (Great Tit), 7094 nucleotides. RefSeq names its product myosin VIIA (gene MYO7A). Gene Ontology annotation, molecular function: cytoskeletal motor activity; protein binding; ATP binding. The record is from RefSeq and is a predicted model, not a curated record. The coding region runs from base 447 to 7094 and encodes 2215 amino acids. Lineage: Eukaryota; Metazoa; Chordata; Aves; Passeriformes; Paridae. The transcript has 48 exons. Gene Ontology annotation, cellular component: myosin complex; cytoskeleton.
UCACAAAGAAAAGAAGGUAACAGAGAGAAGUCCUGGGGAAAUGAAGAGGUUUCCUGUUAAUCCUGCAGUUGUUUUUCCAGACUGGGUAGUUGCAGUGUCCUUCAAGUCCUUGACUGAGUAGAAGCCCUUGCUGGAGAGACUGGAAGAAUUUAAGUGAAGAGAAGCAAAUUGUACAUUUUGCUUUGAGAUUCUCACAGGGCUGGUCAUAUACAGUGAGCGUGUCAGCUGGCCAGGGGAGGACCAUGGCUGGUGCGUGGAAAUUUUCCUGCUAGGAGAAGAUCUUUACCAAGAGCUAUAUUGUGAAUCAGGUCAGAGGGUGUCCUGUGAGCAGCAGGCAUGGUCACGCCGCAGGUCUAGAGCAAACCAGCCACCGUGUUCAGGCAUUCAUGGUGGAAUACAGGUAGAAAGCAGGAGACAGGGGCAAAUACCACCGCAAAGUUUCGGAGAUGUUGAAGAAGAAGAAAGUCGUUUUCAUGCAGCCAUGCCCUGAGGUGGUGGAAGAUCAGGAGAGAGACCAGGGCAGAUGGACACUACUUCGCAAUGUCAACCAGGUCCUGAAGCCCACGACCAUGUUAGCGGGGGAUUAUGUGUGGAUGGACCUCAAAACUGGGCGGGAAUUCGACGUCCCCAUUGGAGCGGUGGUUAAACUGUGUGAUUCUGGACAGAUCCAGGUCGUGGAUGAUGAAGGCAAUGAGCACUGGAUUUCCCCACAGAAUGCCAGCCACAUCAAACCCAUGCACCCCACCUCCAUCCACGGAGUGGAGGACAUGAUCCGCCUAGGGGACCUGAACGAGGCGGGAAUUCUCAGGAACCUGCUGAUUCGCUAUCGGGAGCACCUCAUCUAUACAUACACAGGUUCAAUACUGGUGGCAGUAAACCCCUACCAGCUCCUACCCAUCUACUCACCUGAGCAGAUACGCCUCUACACCAACAAAAAGAUUGGUGAGAUGCCACCACACAUCUUUGCCAUUGCUGACAACUGCUACUUCAACAUGCAGCGCAACAACAAGGACCAGUGUUGUAUCAUAAGUGGAGAAUCCGGAGCAGGGAAGACAGAAAGUACAAAACUGAUUCUGCAAUUCCUGGCAGCAAUCAGUGGUCAGCACUCCUGGAUUGAACAGCAGGUCCUGGAGGCAAACCCCAUCUUGGAAGCUUUCGGGAACGCGAAGACCAUCCGUAAUGACAAUUCCAGCAGAUUUGGGAAGUACAUCGAUAUCCACUUCAACAAAAGGGGAGCCAUAGAGGGGGCAAAGAUUGAGCAGUACCUGCUGGAGAAGUCCCGGGUGUGCAGGCAGGCCCAGGAUGAGAGGAAUUACCACGUGUUCUACUGCAUGCUGAGAGGAAUGACCAUGGAGCAGAAGAAGAAGCUGGGUCUCGGGAAAGCCACAGACUAUAACUACCUUGCGAUGGGUAACUGCACGACCUGUGAUGGCAGAGAUGAUAGCAAGGAGUACGCCAAUAUCCGCUCCGCUAUGAAGGUCCUCAUGUUCACCGACACCGAGAACUGGGAGAUCUCCAAGCUGCUGGCUGCCAUCCUGCACAUGGGCAACCUGCAGUAUGAAGCUCGGACCUAUGACAACCUGGAUGCCUGCGAGGUUGUUCAGUCAGCAUCGCUCAUCACCGCAGCAACGUUGCUAGAGGUUGAGCCCCAGGACGUGAUGAACUGCCUUACCAGCCGAACUAUAAUCACAAGGGGCGAGACUGUCUCCACCCCUCUCAGCAUGGAACAAGCGCUGGAUGUGAGAGAUGCUUUUGUAAAGGGAAUUUAUGGGCGACUUUUUGUGUGGAUCGUGGAGAAGAUCAAUGCUGCAAUUUACAGACCUCCUUCCCAGGAACUCAAAAGUAUCAGGAGAUCCAUUGGCCUUCUUGACAUCUUUGGCUUUGAGAACUUCACUGUGAACAGUUUUGAGCAGCUUUGCAUUAACUUUGCGAAUGAAAACCUGCAACAGUUCUUUGUGCGCCACGUCUUCAAGCUAGAGCAAGAGGAGUACAACCUGGAGAACAUCAACUGGCAGCACAUCGAGUUCACUGAUAACCAGGAUGCCUUGGACAUGAUUGCCAUCAAGCCUAUGAACAUCAUCUCCCUCAUUGACGAGGAGAGCAAGUUCCCCAAGGGUACAGAUGCCACCAUGUUACACAAGCUGAACUCCCAGCACAAGCUUAACACCAACUAUAUUCCUCCGAAGAAUAACUACGAAACCCAGUUUGGCAUUAACCAUUUUGCUGGAAUUGUUUACUACGAAACAAAAGGUUUCUUGGAGAAAAACAGGGACACGCUGCAUGGAGACAUCAUUCAGCUGGUGCAUUCCUCAAAAAACAAAUUCAUCAAGCAGAUCUUCCAAGCAGAUGUGGCAAUGGGAGCAGAGACGAGGAAGCGCUCGCCUACACUCAGCAGCCAGUUCAAGCGCUCCCUGGAGCUGUUGAUGAGGACUCUCAGCGUGUGCCAGCCCUUCUUUGUCCGCUGCAUCAAGCCCAAUGAGUACAAGAAGCCCAUGCUGUUUGAUCGGGAGCUGUGUGUCCGUCAGCUGAGGUACUCAGGGAUGAUGGAGACCAUCCGCAUCCGCCGGGCUGGAUACCCCAUCCGCUACACCUUCGUGGAGUUUGUGGACCGGUACCGGGUGCUCAUGCCUGGCGUGAAGCCAGCGUACAAGCAGGGUGACCUGCGUGGGACAUGCCAGCGCAUUGCUGAAGCAGUGCUGGGGAAGGAUGAUGACUGGCAGAUUGGCAAAACAAAGAUAUUUCUAAAGGACCACCACGACAUGCUGCUGGAGAUUGAGAGAGACAAGGCCAUCACGGACAAAGUCAUCCUCAUCCAGAAGGUGGUUCGUGGGUAUAAAGACAGGUCCAAUUUCCUGAAAGUGAGAAAUUCAGUCCUGAUGAUUCAGAGAUACUGGCGUGGACAUAACUGCAGGAAGAACUAUGGUGCUAUGCGGAUUGGCUUCCUGAGGCUGCAGGCCCUGUACCGAUCCCGCAAGCUUCACAAGCAGUACCACAUGGCUCGGCGGCGGAUCAUCGAGUUCCAGGCGCGAUGCCGGGGCUACCUGGUCCGCAGGGCUUUCCGCCACCGCCUCUGGGCUGUCCUCACCGUCCAGGCCUACGCCCGGGGCAUGAUCGCCCGAAGGCUCUACAAGCGCCUCCGGGGGGAAUAUUAUCGACGCCUGGAAGCAGAGAAGCUUCGGCUGGCAGAAGAGGAACGACUUCGAAAGGAGAUGAGUGCCAAGAAAGCCAAAGAAGAAGCAGAAAAGAAGCACCAAGUACGCCUGGCCCAGCUGGCACGGGAAGAUGCAGAGAGAGAAGUAAAGGAGAAGGAGGAAGCACGUCGGAAGAAAGAGCUCUUAGAGAAAAUGGAGAGAGCUCGCAAUGAGCCAGUGAAUGACUCAGAAAUGGUGGACAAAAUGUUUGGAUUCCUGGGGACAACCUCCUCCCUUCCUGGCCAGGAGGGACAGGCACCCAAUGGCUUCGAGGACCUUGAGCAAGUCCAGAAGGAGCUGGAGGAAGAGGACCUGGAUGCAGCAUUGCCUCUCCCUGAGGAGGAGGAAGAAGACCUCUCAGAGUACAAAUUUGCCAAGUUUGCAGCCACGUAUUUCCAGGGCACAACAACACACACGUACAUCCGCCGGCCCCUCAAGCAGCCUCUCUUGUACCAUGAGGAUGAAGGAGACCAGUUGGCGGCACUUGCUGUAUGGAUCACUAUCCUGCGUUUCAUGGGAGACCUCCCUGAGCCGAAAUAUCACACAGCCAUGAGUGAUGGUGGUGAGAAGAUACCAGUAAUGACAAAAAUAUAUGAGACUCUUGGUAAAAAGACCUAUAAGAAAGAACUGCAGGCUCUGCAGGGAGAAGGAGAGAGUACUCACAUUGAUGGGCACAAGAAGAACAGUGUGCGGCACAAACUGGUCUCCUUAACACUCAAGAAGAAAUCCAAACUGACGGAGGAGGUGACAAAGAGACUUCACGAUGGUGAGUCUACGCUGCAGGGUAAUAGCAUGCUCGAAGACCGACCCACUUCCAACCUGGAGAAGCUCCAUUUCAUUAUUGGUAAUGGCAUCCUCAGGCCAGCCUUAAGGGAUGAAAUCUACUGUCAAAUCUGCAAGCAGCUGACUCAGAACCCAUCCAAAAGCAGCCAUGCUAGGGGUUGGAUCCUGAUGUCCCUUUGUGUGGGAUGUUUUGCUCCUUCUGAGAAGUUUGUGAAGUAUUUAAGGAACUUUAUCAACGGAGGCCCCCCAGGUUAUGCUCCCUAUUGUGAAGAGAGGCUGAGGCGGACGUUUGCCAAUGGGACAAGGACACAGCCACCCAGCUGGCUGGAGCUGCAGGCAACCAAGUCCAAGAAACCGAUCAUGCUGCCUGUCACAUUUAUGGAUGGGACAACAAAGACACUGUUGACAGACUCUGCAACAACUGCUAAAGAGCUCUGUAAUUCUUUGGCUGACAAAAUCAGCCUGAAGGACCGAUUUGGCUUUUCACUCUACAUUGCACUUUUUGACAAGGUGUCCUCGUUGGGGAGUGGCAAUGACCAUGUGAUGGAUGCUGUGUCCCAGUGCGAGCAGUACGCCAAGGAGCAGGGAGCGCAGGAGCGCAACGCACCAUGGCGGCUCUUCUUCAGGAAGGAGAUCUUCACGCCCUGGCACAACCCCAGUGAGGACAACGUGGCCACCAAUCUCAUCUACCAACAGAUUGUGCGAGGGGUGAAGUUUGGGGAGUAUCGGUGUGACAAGGAAGAAGAUCUGGCAGAACUGGCUUCCCAGCAGUACUACGUGGACUAUGGGUCAGAGAUGGUACUGGAAAGGCUGCUAAAUCUAAUUCCAUCCUACAUUCCAGACAGAGAGAUCACAGCUUCAAAAACAGUGGAAAAAUGGGCUCAGCUCAUUAUAGCUGCACAUAAAAAGGGAAUUUAUACUCAGAAGAGGGCGGACCCAAAAAAGGUCAAGGAAGAAGUGGUGGAUUUUGCACGUUUCAAGUGGCCUUUGCUGUUUUCUCGGUUUUAUGAAGCCUUCAAAUUCUCAGGACCAAGUCUGCCUAAAAAUGAUGUGAUUGUAGCUGUCAACUGGACAGGGGUGUACUUUGUGGAUGAACAGGAGCAGGUUCUCUUAGAGCUCUCUUUCCCAGAGAUCACAGCUGUGUCAAGCAGCAGAGGAGGAAAGCUGCAAGGGCAGAGCUUCACCCUGGCCACCAUUAAAGGUGAUGAAUACACUUUCACCUCCAACAAUGCAGAGGAUAUCCGGGACCUGGUGGUGACCUUCCUUGAAGGACUAAGGAAACGAUCCAAGUAUGUGGUCACUCUCCAAGACAACCCAAAUCCAGUGGGAGAGGAAUCUGGGUUCCUCAGCUUCCUUAAAGGAGACCUGAUAGUUCUGGACCAGGACACAGGAGAACAAGUGAUGAACUCGGGUUGGGCUAAUGGGUUCAAUGAACGGACCAAGCAGAGAGGGGAUUUCCCAACUGAUUCAGUCUAUGUCUUGCCUACAGUCACCAUGCCUCCACUGGAGAUCGUGGCCCUGGUCACAAUGACCCCUGACCAACGACAAGAUGUUAUCAGAACCUCUCAGAUGGCAAUUUCAGACAGUGAAGAAAGAGUAAAGCCAUACACCUUGGAGGAAUUUUCCUAUGAUUACUUUAGGCCACCUCCAAAACACACCCUCAGCCGGGUGAUGAUCACCAAGAGCCGUGGCAAGGACAAGCUGUGGUGUUACACCCGUGAGCCCAUCAAACAGCCACUGCUGAAGAAGAUCCUGGGCAGCGAGGAGCUGUCCCAAGAAGCCUGUAUGGCCUUUAUUGCUGUGCUGAAAUAUAUGGGUGACUACCCAUCCAAAAGGACCCGCUCAGUCAAUGAGCUGACAGACCAAAUAUUUGAAGGUGCCUUGAAAGCUGAACCCCUAAAAGAUGAAAUCUACUGCCAGACCCUCAAGCAGCUCACGGACAACCACAUCAAAUACAGUGAAGAGAAAGGCUGGGAGUUGCUGUGGUUGUGUACAGGCCUUUUCCCUCCAAGUAACAUCCUCCUGCCCCACGUCCAGAGGUUCCUGCAAUCCCGGAAACAUCACCCCUUGGCAGCAGACUGCAUCCAGAGACUCCAGAAAGCCCUACGGAAUGGAUCCAGAAAAUACCCGCCCCAUCUAGUAGAAGUGGAAGCCAUUCAACACAAAACAACCCAAAUUUUCCACAAGGUUUACUUCCCUGAUGACACUGAUGAGGCAUUUGAGGUGGAAUCCAGCACAAAAGCCAAGGACUUCUGCCAGAACAUUUCCAACAGGCUUCUCCUGAAGUCCUCUGAGGGCUUCAGCCUCUUCGUCAAAAUCUCUGACAAGGUCAUCAGUGUGCCAGAGGGAGAUUUCUUCUUUGACUUUGUGAGACACCUGACAGACUGGAUAAAGAAAGCAAGACCAGCAAAAGAUGGUAUAGUGCCUUCCCUCACCUACCAAGUGUUCUUCAUGAAAAAACUGUGGACCAACACAACGCCUGGAAAAGACUCGAUGGCAGACUCAAUCUUCCACUAUUACCAGGAGUUACCAAAGUACCUGCGUGGCUACCACAAGUGCUCACGGGAAGAGGUCCUGCAGCUGGCAGCUCUCAUCUACCGGGUCAAGUUUGAGGAUGACAAGUCCUAUUUCCCCAGCAUCCCCAAACUCCUGAAGGAGCUGGUGCCUCAGGACCUCAUCCGGCAGCUCUCUCCAGAUGACUGGAAAAGGUCCAUCGUGGCAUACUACAACAAACACGCGGGCAAAACAAGAGAAGAAGCCAAGCUUGCCUUUCUAAAGAUUAUCUUCAAGUGGCCUACAUUUGGAUCAGCAUUCUUUGAAGUGAAGCAAACUACAGAGCCAAAUUAUCCAGAAAUCCUUCUAAUUGCCAUCAAUAAGCAUGGAGUCAGCCUCAUUGAUCCCAAAACCAAGGAUAUUCUCAUCACUCACCCCUUCACCAAGAUCUCCAACUGGAGUAGUGGCAACACGUAUUUCCACAUAACCAUUGGCAACUUGGUGAGAGGAAGCAAGCUGCUCUGUGAGACCUCCCUGGGGUACAAGAUGGAUGAUCUUUUGACCUCGUACAUCAGCCAGAUGCUAACAGCCAUGAGCAAACAGAGGAGUGCAAAGGGCAGCAAGUGA